GUCGCUAUUGUUUUAUAAAUUGUUUAGAUUUAUAUUUAGUAGAGAUGUCAAAUUCGUUAGAUCUAAAGCAUUCUUAUGUUUCACUCGAAUGCAUGAAGUUAAAAUACUAGAAAUAAGCUGCGAUAAACCAUGGAUCAAACUAAUAUCAGUUUACAAAGAGCAACAAUUAAAGAACUUUCGCCAAUUAUAACGAAUGCAAUAGUCGUUGGUAUCAUAAUAGCUAAACAAAGGUUGAGAAGAUUUGUCGAUAAUAAAGAUACUUUUAAAGAAAGGGGAGUAUGGAAUUUUACGAUAAGAGAUUCGAUUGUCGAUUAUAUUAAUGUCACAUGCUGGGGAGAUGCCAAUGAAAUUAUAGAAACGUAUGAUAAGUAUCAUACGGGAGAUGUCAUUGAAAUUACUAAACCACGAAUUGAUGUGCGUAAAGUUGGAGAUAUUAAAGAACAGUACUGCCCUAUGGUUACUUCGCCCUUCCAUUUAACUAUUAAUGUACCUAGCAUGGCAAAACAUGAAACAAACAAUUACGACUAUUAUAGUACACUUUUACGACAUCCAACAAAACCCAUAGUAGGAGUUAUCAACUUAAUAGAUGUGCACAAUAGUGGGGGAGGUAUUGCAAGUUUUGUUGAUCUUCUUGGAGCAAUCCGAACGGUAGGCCCAAUUAGAAUAAUUACAACGAAAGUGGGAAAUGAGCAGCAAGUUCGUGAUGUGGUUAUUUUAGAUCAUACUCACCCUGGUUUAAAAAUUACUUUAUGGGAUCCAGAAAUGAUAGCUAGAGCUUCGUCUUGGAAACCACGUUCGACGGUUCUUUUUAUGACGGAAAUGAAAAUAGAUUGGUCAAGUUUUAAUCGAUCUGUUGUUGCUUCUUUAACCUCGCGUACUAUUAUUACCGAAAAUCCUGUAGGCUCUGAAGCGAAGAAAUUACGGGAAUAUGCGUGUACCGUACAAUUAGAAAAUUCUGUAAUACUUGAUCAACUAUCUUCCUAUAAACCGAAUGGUAUGUUAACAUUGUUUCUAUACUUAUUUAUCUACAUGCAUUUAUUUAACGCUAAGUACUUUCACGCAGAAUCUUAAAUAAUUUUAAAGAUAAAAGCAAGAUAUAGGAGCAAAAACUUAACGCCAAGCGAGUGAAUCUAAAAAUCAUUGUCGCCAAUAAAGGAUAGAAAGCGCGUUUGAACGCUGCGCGAUGAGCGACCGCGCAUCGAUUUCUGUAUUUUCAAACAAAAUCUCUUUACACGCGGCAAAUCAAAUGAGCCUUGCCUUACUGCGCAGUGAACAACUUACGACGCUAUAAGGCUUGCGCCGUACAUUGAACGAGUCAUGUACUUUCUACUCCUAUCUCUACUUUUUUGGACAAAAGAUAACUUAUCGGGGUAAUUUUAUACUUUCGCGGUCCCCUCGUUUUUUGGCUCUAGAAAAUCGAAAAAUCAUUUUUUUUAAAAUGUUUGUUUUUACGGCGGAUUUAUGAAAAAAAAUAUGA
Molecule: messenger RNA, 1477 nt
Organism: Agrilus planipennis (emerald ash borer)
Lineage: Eukaryota; Metazoa; Arthropoda; Insecta; Coleoptera; Buprestidae
Gene: hdm
Product: meiosis-specific with OB domain-containing protein
Exons: 4
Coding region: 130-1071 (313 amino acids)
Biological process (GO): resolution of meiotic recombination intermediates
Molecular function (GO): single-stranded DNA 3'-5' DNA exonuclease activity; single-stranded DNA binding
Source: RefSeq, a predicted model, not a curated record